This is a messenger RNA of Orbicella faveolata, 710 nucleotides long. RefSeq names its product small ribosomal subunit protein uS7. The record is from RefSeq and is a predicted model, not a curated record. NCBI's taxonomy places the organism in Eukaryota, Metazoa, Cnidaria, Anthozoa, Scleractinia, Merulinidae. Gene Ontology annotation, molecular function: RNA binding; structural constituent of ribosome. Gene Ontology annotation, cellular component: small ribosomal subunit. Gene Ontology annotation, biological process: translation.
AUUUGUUUAUCUUUACAAUGUUUGUUAGUGUCAUCAUGUCUGAUGAAUGGGGAGUUGAUGAGUCACCUGUAGUAGUUGCACCUGAAGUUCAAGAUAUUAAACUGUUUGGAAAAUGGAGCACAGAUGAUGUGCAAGUCAGUGACAUCAGCUUAACUGACUACAUUGCAGUCAAAGAGAAGUAUGCCACUUAUCUUCCCCACACUGCUGGACGUUAUGCCUCCAAAAGGUUUAGGAAAGCACAGUGUCCCAUUGUGGAGCGACUGGCAAACUCCAUGAUGAUGCACGGCCGUAACAAUGGCAAGAAACUGAUGACUGUCAGAAUCGUCAAGCAUGCAUUUGAGAUCAUUCAUCUGCUGACAGGAGAAAAUCCUCUUCAGGUGCUAGUAAAUGCUAUAAUCAAUAGUGGCCCACGUGAGGACUCUACUCGUAUUGGGCGUGCAGGCACUGUGCGACGUCAAGCUGUGGAUGUGUCACCCCUGAGACGCGUCAAUCAGGCCAUGUGGCUGUUGUGCACUGGAGCUCGUGAGUCAGCCUUCAGAAACAUCAAGUCUAUUGCUGAGUGCCUUGCUGAUGAGCUGAUCAAUGCUGCUAAGGGUUCAUCAAACUCCUAUGCUAUCAAGAAGAAAGAUGAGUUGGAGCGUGUUGCCAAAUCCAACCGUUAAAUUAUCAACAUGACGAAACUACUCAAUAAAAUUUGUUUCUGAAUGAUA